AUGGUCCAUUCUUGGAUCAUCAACACAAUUGACCCAGAAAUCACCGACAGCGUCAUCUACUAUCCUACCGCUCAUGAAGUAUGGGAAGAUCUUCGUGAGCGAUUCUCUCAAGGUAACGCACCACGAAUUUUUGAGAUUCAGCGAGAAAUCGCUUGUCUCCGACAAGAACAGAUGUCAGUCUCAGCCUACUAUACAAAAUUGAAGGGCCUAUGGGAUGAGUUAGCUACCUAUUCAGAGGUAUCUCGUGGACCACAAGCAAAACAACAAAGACUCAUGCAGUUUCUAAUGGGAUUAAAUGAUACUUACAGUUCUGUUCGCGGACAAAUUCUCCUGAUGAUUCCUUUGCCCACGGUUCGUCAAGCAUAUGCAGCGGUCGCUCAGGAUGAGAAACAACGCUCUCUUUGUGCUUCUCAUCCCAUUGCAGAUUCAUCCUCAAGCGCAGCAAUGGCCGUGCGCAAUUCAGGGAGACCCAAUUCCACUUUAGGAAGAGGAGGACGUUUUGAGGGAGUCGACCGACACAACCACCGUCCAGACGGCAAUUUUGUGCCUCAGGAUGGACGCCGUGGUAACACAGACCGGCGUCAAGGCUCACGCAAAGGAAGAUCACAUUGUACCUAUUGUGGAGAUCCGGGUCACUGGGUACAGACUUGUUAUCAAUUAAUUGGCUAUCCCCAGGUCAUCCUAAAGCCAAACAGGGCACCGGUUUUUAGAAGCCAUUAA
This is a messenger RNA of Rosa chinensis, 720 nucleotides long. RefSeq lists its product as uncharacterized. NCBI's taxonomy places the organism in Eukaryota, Viridiplantae, Streptophyta, Magnoliopsida, Rosales, Rosaceae. Bases 1 to 720 code for a protein of 239 amino acids. Gene Ontology annotation, molecular function: nucleic acid binding; zinc ion binding. The record is from RefSeq and is a predicted model, not a curated record. The transcript has a single exon.